This is a messenger RNA of Mixia osmundae IAM 14324, 1092 nucleotides long. RefSeq lists its product as uncharacterized. The coding region runs from base 1 to 1092 and encodes 363 amino acids. The record is from RefSeq and is a predicted model, not a curated record. The transcript has 8 exons. NCBI's taxonomy places the organism in Eukaryota, Fungi, Basidiomycota, Mixiomycetes, Mixiales, Mixiaceae. Gene Ontology annotation, cellular component: trans-Golgi network; Golgi apparatus; endosome. Gene Ontology annotation, molecular function: antiporter activity.
AUGAAUGAUCCCCAGAGCGAGCGCAAGGGCUCUCCGAGUCCUGCCGCGAGCCAUUCCCGAGCGGCCUCCCGGGGCGCAUCGCCUGCACCGCUCUUGCCUCAAUACUCGGCAGCCCCUACGGGCACGCUCAAGGACAAGGAGCAGAACGACUCGCACCCCGUGUCGACCGCAAAGGGCGUCCAAGAUGCUUGGUGGAACAACGUCCCUGCUUGGAUCCCCAUCGUCUCCUGGAUCUCGCUCUCUUCCGCUGUCAUCUUGAUGAACAAGUACAUUCUCUACGACCUCGGCUUCUCGCAUCCCAUCUUCCUCACGACACUGCAUGUCGCUUUCCAGGUCAUCGCUUCACGCGCAUUGCACCGCUUCACGCCCUACGUCGAUGGCGCACGAGAACUUGAGGCGUCGGGCAAGAUGAACCGUGAGGUAUUCCUGCACAAAGUCGUGCCUAUCGGCGUACUCUUCAGCGUCAGUCUCAUUCUCAGCAACUGGGUCUACCUCCGCCUGUCUGUCAGCUUUAUUCAGAUGAUCAAGGCCAUCACGCCCGUCUCCGUUCUAGCCGUUUCUGUCCUCUUCAAGGUCAAGACAGCUAGUGCAAAGCUAUACGGUAUCGUCGGAAUCAUCUCACUCGGGGUCAUCAUUGCGUCGUACGGCGAGAUCGACUUUGAUCUUCUCGGCUUUACCGUACAGAUCAUCGCCAUCUUGGUCGAAAGCUGUCGUUUGGUGCUCAUCCAGAUCCUCUUGCAAGGCCUCGGCAUGAGCCCUCUCGUAUCUCUGUACUAUACAGCACCGGUCGUGCUCGCAUCCAACUCAGUCUUGCUUGUCAUCUUCGAGGGCCUCACGCCAUUCUACAAGCUCUAUUCGAUCGGCUAUGGCCUGCUCUUCCUGAACGCCUCGCUCACCUUUGCACUCAAUCUCGCCAGCGUCUGGCUCAUCGGCAAAGCAUCCGGACUCGUCUUGACACUCAGUGGAGUCAUCAAGGACAUCCUACUUGUCGUCGGCUCUUGGCUCGUCUUGGGCAGCACUAUCACGAUCACUCAGAUAUUUGGGUACUUUGUUGCUUUGGCAGGCCUGGUGGCCUUCAAGACGCAGGGCUAG